This is a messenger RNA of Dichomitus squalens LYAD-421 SS1, 1188 nucleotides long. RefSeq lists its product as uncharacterized. NCBI's taxonomy places the organism in Eukaryota, Fungi, Basidiomycota, Agaricomycetes, Polyporales, Polyporaceae. The transcript has 3 exons. The record is from RefSeq and is a predicted model, not a curated record. Bases 1 to 1188 code for a protein of 395 amino acids.
AUGCUUCGUGUACUGUCUUUUCUGAUCUUAGCCGCUCGGCUUGUUGUGGCUGCGUCGUGGUCCGUCGCCAUCGACGACACUUACGGAGAUGUUGCGACGGGGGCGAUGCCCAUCUAUAACCCUCCUUCGGCCUGGACCCAAGGCCAAGCAUGCAUAUCUGAGAAUGAAGAUUGCUUGGUGGACCUCGAUCCGAAGCAGGUCUCAAACGGAACUUGGCAUUAUUCCGUCGGAAGCAGCGACGACGCUCCUCCGCGGACCAUUGACUUGAAUUUCGAAGGCAACUCCAUCAGCGUGUACUGCAUCAUAUCGCAGGUCGAUCGUGUACGGAUCGCUGUGGUGAACAUGACCUUCGAGCUUGACGGACAGCCAGUCGACACAUUCUUCCACGACCCUUCCGGAACUAAGGAUGGAGCGGGGAACUACGACAUCCAGUACAACGUCGCAGUGUAUCAAAGUAAUCUCAUCACGCUAGGGAACCAUACGCUGCGAAUCAGUUCCAUAGGCGGUUCGAGUAUGUAUUUUGACUACGCGCUGUACACGACCGAGUCGGAUCUUCAUAACCCUGCGAUGUCCCCGUUGCCUUCGGCAUCGGCACCGUCGGGCACCCCUGCGACGUAUGCCCAAAACGCGUCCUCCGCCCACCCUAGACUCGGAGUGAUAGUGGGGGCUGCUGCGGGAGGCGCUGUCCUGCUCAUCGCCAUAGGAAUCCUGGCGUUCAUACUGAUUCGCCGGAGACGCCGUGCCGGCGAGGAUCUCUUGCGGCAUCGCAAUGCCAGUCUCUCCAAGGGAGGCUGUCGGGUGUAUGGUAGACACGACUCGCAGUCCGAUCGCCGGAGCAUCAUGUCCAUGGACUCCGUCACGCUCGAGAACCAUCGUGCCUCGACUCCAUACUUUCCGUUCAAGGACCCGGACCCUUUCUCGCCCACGUCUCCCUCGCGGGACAGAGGAGACGCAGACAAGACGUCUGUGGAUGUAUCGCCAACGGACUCCAGUUCACUUCGCUACUUCCCCGCUCUUUCCUCUUCCGUGGAUCAGCCUGCUCCGCGUAUCGUGGUCACCAGGGGCGAGACUCACCUUGUUGGGCCAGACAAUUCCAUGGCCCGCUUCGCGCGCCAGACCAUGGUGGAGCGCGAGGCAGAACUUAUGCGUCGCAUGCGAGAGAUGGAGGCCGCUCUGGUGGCGAAGUAG